This is a messenger RNA of Ostrinia furnacalis (Asian corn borer), 365 nucleotides long. RefSeq names its product DNA replication licensing factor MCM4-like. Bases 33 to 350 code for a protein of 105 amino acids. Gene Ontology annotation, cellular component: MCM complex; nucleus. Gene Ontology annotation, biological process: mitotic DNA replication initiation; DNA strand elongation involved in DNA replication; double-strand break repair via break-induced replication. Gene Ontology annotation, molecular function: single-stranded DNA helicase activity; ATP binding; single-stranded DNA binding. Lineage: Eukaryota; Metazoa; Arthropoda; Insecta; Lepidoptera; Crambidae. The transcript is spliced from 2 exons. The record is from RefSeq and is a predicted model, not a curated record.
AACAAAAAUAUUAUCUUUUUUAUUCUCAGGUAAUGGAGCAGCAGACCUUGUCUAUCGCCAAAGCGGGUAUUAUCUGCCAACUGAACGCACGCACGUCGAUCCUAGCAGCCGCCAACCCCGCCGAAUCUCAGUGGAAUAAAAAUAAGACCAUUGUUGAGAAUGUACAGCUACCACAUACAUUGAUGUCCAGAUUCGACCUGAUAUUCUUAGUGCUGGACCCGCAAGACGAGGUGUUCGACCGGCGGCUGGCCACGCAUCUGGUCUCGCUGUACUACAAGGACCCCGCCGACGCGCAAGAUGAGGAGGACGUUGUUGUGAGUCUACUUGCUGUAACGAGUAACUGUAAAUAAUAAAGAAGCUUAAAC